AUGGCCCUCCUGGCUCACACUGUGGCACUGCUGGCAAUGACUGUGGCCACGGUGGCCCUCAAGGUGGUUCCCCUGGACAUGGCCCGGGACUCCUUCGAUGACCAGUAUCGGGGCUGUGGCCAUGCCAUGACCACGGCGUUGCCGUCUCUGUACUACUUUGAGUCCCAGGUGAAUCCUCUCUUUGCCCAGACAUGGGUGAAGGCCGAGGCUGAGUGGCGCAAGAGGGGCUCCCCUGUCUCCCCUCUGGUGUCUCCAGCCCAGGCCAUCGCUCUCAUGGCCUACACAACGAAGGACAUUUACAAGGACUUCAACACGGCUGUGCGCGCGGCUGGGCGCUCCCACCAGGAAUAUCGGAACAACUUCCACUUCAAAACGCUGCAUUUCCUGCUGACCAAGGCACUGGUGACACUGAGGCAUGCUCAGAACAGGCAGUGUCGCCACGUGUUCCGGGGUGUGCAUGAUGUCCAGUUCCAGGCACGGCGUGGUCAGAGGGUCCGGUUUGGUCAGUUCACAUCGACGUCGCUGAGCAAAGAGAUUGCCCAGAAAUACGGGACGGACACCAUGUUCGAUGUUCACACUUGUCAUGGUGUGGACAUCCAGGCUUUUUCCUUCUAUCUGAGCAACCGAGAAGUGCUGAUCCCUCCAUACGAAACCUUCAAGGUCACCAAAGUCACCCGGAAUGGGAAGAGGGCAUGGAUCAGUCUCCGUUCCACCGGGACCUUCAGCAAACACAACUGCGCGUGGCUGUGA
This is a messenger RNA of Passer montanus (Eurasian tree sparrow), 750 nucleotides long. RefSeq names its product NAD(P)(+)--arginine ADP-ribosyltransferase 2-like. The record is from RefSeq and is a predicted model, not a curated record. Bases 1 to 750 code for a protein of 249 amino acids. The transcript has a single exon. Gene Ontology annotation, molecular function: NAD+ poly-ADP-ribosyltransferase activity; NAD+-protein-arginine ADP-ribosyltransferase activity. NCBI's taxonomy places the organism in Eukaryota, Metazoa, Chordata, Aves, Passeriformes, Passeridae.